AUGAGUCAAGCCAGUGCCGCAUUUUCAAUAGAUUUAGGAUACGAUGAAUUCAGCCACCGUCCUAUAUCUCCAAUUAAUAUAAGGAAAUCUGCACCUUAUGUCUACUGCCAAAUACAGGUUUGUCCAAAAGGCUGGAGCUGUCUGCCCGACGUGGGUGACAAUCCCAACUUCGGCUACACCAGCUUCGACAACUUCCUGUGGUCGAUGUUGACUACUUUUCAGCUCAUCACGCUCGAUUUCUGGGAGGACGUGUAUAAUAAGGUGAUCGCCACCCAGGGUCCUCUACAAGUCGGCUUCUUCGCCAUCGUCGUCUUCUUCGGCUCCUUCUACCUGAUCAACCUGAUGCUCGCCGUCGUGGCCAUGAGCUAUGAGGAGGAGGCGGAGAACACGGAGGAGGAGAAGACUAAGGACCUGAUGGACCACCGCGACGACUCCACCUUCAGCUUCGACCCCGAGAAGCUGACGCACGCGAAGCCGCUGGAGAAGAAGAAGCCGAAGAACCGGCGCGUGAUCGUGAUGCGGCGCGGGGCCGGCAUCCUCACCGACGCCUUCGCCAACAAGAAGAAGAAGAAGCGCGAGAAGGAAGGGAAGGGCCGGGGGAGUCCCUCGUCCGAAGACACCCCCAAGCAGCCGGACGCGCCCCCGACCACGCCGCGGCUGGGGGGGUCUCACCUGGGGGUGCUGGAGGGCAGCCAGCCGCUCUCUCGGCCCGCGUCGCUCGUCAUCACGCCCCCGCCCUCCGCCACGCCCGCAGCGCCCUCCCCGCACCCGGCCUCGCCGCAGCCCUGCCAGGGGGACAGCCAGCGGGGCCCCCCUGCCCCCGAGGGGGACGGGGCGCCCCCCGGGGGCGGGGAGGGGGCGCCUCGCACCGGGGCCUCCUCCUCCUGCGACCCAUGUACUGCAGCUUCUACCCGCUGUUGCACCUGCCACUGCCACACCAGGCAGCACGCAGGGGGCGCCGCGCCCCAGCAGGGGAUCGUGGCCCUGCGGGGGGGCUGCGAGGAGCCGCGGCCGCACCUGCGGCUGGGCUACAACGCCUCGCACCGCCAGCCGUCCCUCGACGACUCGGGGGUCGUCGGCGACCACGACGGCGCCGACAACAUCUCCAUCCACCACCUCCCGCACAUCGUCCAGGUAAGCCCUCAGCUUGCGCUCCGCCGCUUGCUCGCCGCUUGCUGGCCGCCCUUGCGCCUCGACGAGCGCCCGCGCCCCCGCCCGCUCUCUCGCCCUCGUCGGCGAAACGAUCAGAUCCGCGAAAGACGGAACAGGGAACAAAAAUCGGGGAAGAGGGAGCAGAUCUAA
Messenger RNA from Penaeus chinensis, 1302 nucleotides. RefSeq names its product sodium channel protein type 10 subunit alpha-like. NCBI's taxonomy places the organism in Eukaryota, Metazoa, Arthropoda, Malacostraca, Decapoda, Penaeidae. Gene Ontology annotation, biological process: sodium ion transmembrane transport; neuronal action potential; membrane depolarization during action potential. Gene Ontology annotation, cellular component: voltage-gated sodium channel complex; plasma membrane. Gene Ontology annotation, molecular function: voltage-gated sodium channel activity. The record is from RefSeq and is a predicted model, not a curated record. Bases 1 to 1302 code for a protein of 433 amino acids. The transcript is spliced from 6 exons.